Messenger RNA from Podarcis muralis (Common wall lizard), 1662 nucleotides. Its product is annotated as ubiquilin-1-like. Gene Ontology annotation, biological process: ubiquitin-dependent protein catabolic process. Gene Ontology annotation, molecular function: polyubiquitin modification-dependent protein binding. NCBI's taxonomy places the organism in Eukaryota, Metazoa, Chordata, Lepidosauria, Squamata, Lacertidae. The record is from RefSeq and is a predicted model, not a curated record. Gene Ontology annotation, cellular component: cytosol.
GGGAGGGGGCUGUCACGUGAGCCAUCAGGCUUGCCACACCCCAGCACCAGUGUAUGGGGCAGCCAGCUGCUCUCCUAAAGGACCACAACCGCAGCGGCUGUCAUAGCGCAGUCCUCCAGGUGACUUAAGCAGCGCCGUCCUUCCCCUGGCACCUUCUCUGCCUAGCGAGACGCCUCUGCCCCGCUUCUCCCAUGCAAGCCCCUCUUCCUCCUCCUCUUCCUCCUCCGUGCAUCAUGGAAACCAUGGACAAAGACCCGGAAGGGCCCCCAGAGGCCUGCCCCAUCCUCGCCUCCAACCCCAACUUCAUCUGCAUCACGGCAAAGUCCCCCAAGAGCAGCGCCCAGUUCCUGCUCCCAGAGCUCAGCACCAUCCAGCAGUUCAAGGAGGAGCUUGCCAAGCACUUCUCCUGCGACACCAGCCAGCUGGUGCUGGUCUACUUUGGGAGGAUCCUGAAGGACAAGGACACGCUCCGCCAGUGCGGGAUCACGGACGGGAUGACUGUACACCUGGUGAUCAGGACUCUCAAAAGGGACCUGGAAGACCCUCCUCAGUCUCCCUAUGUUCCCGAGACCAGGCCACCUGCCCUGACACCAUCUGGGGGCAGCCUUCCCUCCCCAGCUUUCAGCUCGAGCCUGCGGGGCUUCUGGGGGUCCCCUGAGGCAGCCCCCUCCAGCUCUGAGUGGCAGCUGGUGCCCACCUCGGAGAUGAUUGUCGAGAAGGUCCGGCAGGUGAUCCUGGCCAACCCAGAGAUCCAGCAGCUGGCCCAGCAAGUCCCAGCCAUCAGACACAUACUCGACAAUAUGGACAUCAUGAGGGUGAUCCUGGACAAGAUGAGGGAGAUUGUGGACCUGGCAAAGAACCCAGAGAUGUUCCAGGACCUGAAGGCUCCGGACCAAGCCUUGAUCAGCCUCCACGGCAGCAUCCCUGGAGGGGACAACCCCCUGAGGCAGCUGAACAGUGAGCUACCAGAACCAGGGCUGAACGCCAUCCAGGAGCUCUUCGCCUCCACCCUGGGGAGGAGCCAUGGGUCCCAGCUGGAGAGCCUGGAUCGUGUGGGCUCUCUGCCCCUUUGCCACAGCUCCCACAGCACCCACAGCACCUGCAGCGAGGAGAGCACAGCCUUCAGCAGCCUGGCUCCCCCUCCAGGGCAAAGCUCCUCCAUGCCCAACCUGCCGCCCAUGUCCGGGGCUGGGGCGUUUGGCCUGGGCAGCCUCCCACCACCAGACGCCAGCGAGAUCCCGAAGCUGAUUGUCAACCUCUGCAAUGCUUACACCAAACGCAUGAUCUUCUCCCUCAUGCAGAGCGUCCUGCGGGCCGCAGAAAGGCCUCCAGUGGCCCAACAGGAGCAGGCGCAGCAGCAGGUCCUCCACUUCUCCCAGCAGAUGCAGAGCCCAGAGAUGGUGGCCGCCAUGUCCAACCCCAAAGCCAUCCAGGCCUGGGUGCAGAUGGAACAAGGGCUCCAGGCGCUGAUGGCUGAGGCGCCUGUGCUGGUUCCCUGGUUCAUGCUGCGCUUGAGAGGCUACUCCACAGGGGUGAGCCCCUGGGUCAAUGGCUACCCCUGCCCAGGGUCGGCCACUUCUGAGUAAGACCACCCAACUCCUGGGCAAGCUUCAAAUCUUCUCCCUCCCAAGAAUAAACUUGCUGCGCCACCACAAAGCCCAG